AAACAAUCAGCAAAAUAUAAACACCGAAGAGUUACUUUUUAGUGAUAUGAAAUUAUCAGAGAAAAACAUAGUAUUUGUAUUGGAUGAAGUACAUGAUUUAAUAGAUUUAUGCCGGGGUUAUUCUUUUCAUCGAAGUACUGCAAACAACUUAUCAGGAGAAGAAAGCUUAAAGUUUUGGUAUGAAGAACAGUCAAACAAAAUGCCACACCCUGACAAAAAGCACUGCACUGAUUUAUUUUAUCAGUUAAGGCAUAUAAUGCUAAUUAGUUUGAGUAAUCAAAAUCUUUUUGGGUUUGUUAUGUGCUCAACUGAGUAUCGUACAUGGGAACAUUUUGAAGUUGAAAAUUCUCCAUUUUCACGAGAAAAGAAUGUACUACAAUAAUUUGUUUGGGGACGACAUUAUGCUUGAGAAUUGAUAAAGUUAUUCAAGUUUAAAUAUUUCAAUUUUGCUUAAAUACAAGUAAAUUAAAAUAAUUCUUUCAUCCCCACAUAGAAAUAGAUUCUACAAGUACUUAUUUAUUAGGAGAAUAAGUUUUGUAUUUUUUUUUUUUUUUUUUUUGAUGUUUAAUAGGGUGGGUUUUUUAUUUUCUAAGUAGAGUUUUUUUAAAUUUCCCCCGUCUUUAGAUAUUUUUGAGUGCAAUCAAAACUUGAUAAGGUAAAUUUGCCGUUUCUUUUUAAUGUCCAAAGAUUUUUUGCACACAUUGAAUUUAAUUUCUUAUAUAGCUGAAAUUUUAUUAGAAAUUUUUACU
Hydra vulgaris (swiftwater hydra) is the source of this 749-nucleotide messenger RNA. RefSeq lists its product as uncharacterized. The record is from RefSeq and is a predicted model, not a curated record. NCBI's taxonomy places the organism in Eukaryota, Metazoa, Cnidaria, Hydrozoa, Anthoathecata, Hydridae.